Messenger RNA from Pyrus x bretschneideri (Chinese white pear), 1296 nucleotides. Its product is annotated as clathrin light chain 1. Lineage: Eukaryota; Viridiplantae; Streptophyta; Magnoliopsida; Rosales; Rosaceae. The record is from RefSeq and is a predicted model, not a curated record. The coding region runs from base 89 to 1051 and encodes 320 amino acids. The transcript is spliced from 3 exons. Gene Ontology annotation, molecular function: clathrin heavy chain binding; structural molecule activity. Gene Ontology annotation, cellular component: clathrin coat of coated pit; plasma membrane; clathrin coat of trans-Golgi network vesicle. Gene Ontology annotation, biological process: clathrin-dependent endocytosis; clathrin coat assembly; intracellular protein transport.
CUUCUUCCAUUAGUUUCCAAUUAAAACCUCUUUCUUUCAACUGAAAUCCUCUUCAGACAGAGAGAGACAGAAAUCGCCGCCGCCAAAAAUGGCUUCCUUCGACGCUUUCAGCGUGGACGGCGACGAUCUUCAUGCCCCGAACAGCCAAUUUGACCAGGACGACGUCGUCGUCGAGAGCUACGCCGACUACGGCUCCUACACCGACCACGGCCCCGCCGCCGCCGCCGCCGCCGCCCCUGACUCCCCGGAUGUUUUCGGAUUCGACGGUCCCAACGCCAACUACUCCCACUCCACUCCCUUCGAUUCAAUUCCAGUUGAGAACGGCAACGGAAAUGGCUACGGCGUUGGCGAGAACGGAAUCGAUGAUGGCGUCUUCACAUCCGAUGGUCCCGUGCUCCCGGAACCUAGCGAGUUUGUCGAGGAAGGUUCCGCUCUUCGUGAGUGGCGGCGUCAAAAUGCCAUCCUGCUUGAGGAGAAGGAGAAGAGGGAGAAAGAACUGAGGAACCAAAUUAUUGAAGAGGCUGAGGAGUUCAAGCGUGCAUUCUACGAGAAGAGGAAGCUUAACGUUGAGACCAACAAGGUCCACAACAGAGAAAAGGAGAAGUUGUUCUUGGUUAAUCAAGAGAAUUUCCAUAAAAACGCUGACAAGCAAAGUUGGAAAGCAAUCGCGGAGCUCAUUCCGCACGAGGUUCCCAACAUUGAGAAGAGGAGAGGCAAGAAGGAUCAAGAAAAGAAACCAGGGAUCCAAGUCAUUCAAGGCCCAAAGCCGGGAAAGCCCACCGAUCUUUCGAGGCUGCGGCAAAUACAUGUGAAGCUGAAGCAUAAAACUCCACCUCACAUGAUUCCACCCCCACCCGCUCCAGCCAAAGACGCCAAAGACGGGAAGGCUCCGGCCAAAGAUGCCAAAAAUGUAAAGGAUGCAGCACCAAAAGCUAAUGCGACUGCAGAAGCUGAGGUGCCUGCUUCAGAAGCCAAGGAUGCCACCUCCAAUGGUUCUUCAAACGCUCCCGAACAAGCCGCUCCUGCACCUGCCGAGGAACUCGCUGCUUAAUUCGAACCCUUCCAUUUUUUUUUUUUUUUUUUGAGAUUCUAAUUAACUAUCGGCUACAAAUCGCCGGCUUCGUUUGCUACUUAUUAUCCGAAGAUUGUAAUAUUUGGCCUCCAUUAAUUAGUGUUUAGGUUUUAAUUGUGCAGGCCUUUAUAUACGUUGGUGUUUGAAUGUGUUGUGUUUGGGAUUUGGGAUUUGGAAUUUUCAUUGUUUGCACACAUUUUAUGAAUAUUUACUUUUUUGGAUCA